Colossoma macropomum (tambaqui) is the source of this 1668-nucleotide messenger RNA. RefSeq names its product peptidylprolyl isomerase (cyclophilin)-like 4 (gene ppil4). The transcript is spliced from 13 exons. Gene Ontology annotation, biological process: protein peptidyl-prolyl isomerization. Lineage: Eukaryota; Metazoa; Chordata; Actinopteri; Characiformes; Serrasalmidae. Gene Ontology annotation, molecular function: RNA binding; peptidyl-prolyl cis-trans isomerase activity. The record is from RefSeq and is a predicted model, not a curated record. Gene Ontology annotation, cellular component: nucleus. The coding region runs from base 42 to 1490 and encodes 482 amino acids.
UCGGCGCAUGCGCAGUGCGCGCUCUGUCGGUUUGAAGCAGAAUGGCGGUGCUGCUGGAAACAACUUUAGGAGACAUUGUAGUGGAUUUAUACACAGAGGAGAGACCCAAAGCCUGCUUAAACUUCCUGAAGCUAUGUAAGAUCAAGUUUUACAACUACUGCCUCAUUCACAAUGUUCAGAGAGAUUUCAUCAUUCAGACUGGUGACCCCACAGGGACGGGACGAGGCGGAGAGUCAGUGUUCUGUAAGCUGUAUGGGGAUCAGGCUCGGUUCUUCGAUGCUGAGAAAGUGCCCCGGAUCAAGCACAAGAAGAAGGGAACCGUUUCCAUGGUGAACAACGGCAGUGAUCAGCACGGCUCUCAGUUUCUGAUCACUACAGGAGAGAAUCUAGACUAUUUGGAUGGCGUUCACACCGUGUUUGGGGAGGUAACGGAGGGCAUGGAUGUCUUGGCCAGAAUUAACGAAUCUUUCGUGGACAAGGAUUUUGUUCCUUAUCAGGACAUCAGAAUAAAUCACACAGUGAUUCUGGAUGACCCGUUUGAUGACCCCCCAGAUCUGCCGGUGCCGGACCGUUCUCCAGAACCCACUAAAGAACAGCUGGAUAGCGGCCGUAUUGGAGCGGAUGAAUCGGUAAACGAUACUGAAGGGAAGGAUCCUGAGGAGCUGGAUGAGUUACUAAAAGAAAAGGAAGCAAAGACUCAGGCCAUACUCUUGGAGAUGGUGGGUGACCUGCCUGAUGCAGACAUCAGACCUCCGGAAAACGUGCUGUUUGUGUGUAAGCUGAACCCAGUCACCACAGAUGAGGACUUGGAGAUCAUCUUCUCCCGCUUCGGCCAAAUCCAGUGUUGUGAGAUCAUCAGGGACUGGAAGACAGGCGAAUCUCUGUGCUACGCUUUCAUAGAGUUUGAAAAGGUGGAGGACUGUGAGAAAGCGUACUUUAAGAUGGACAACGUGCUGAUUGAUGACAGACGCAUUCAUGUGGACUUUAGCCAGUCUGUGUCCAAGAUCAAAUGGAAGGGCAAAGGUGGGAAGUACACUAAAGAUGACUUCAAGGCCUAUGAGAAAGACCUGGACAACAGAUCCAAACUGGCUCUGAAAGACAAAGCCAAACCCAAACAAGACUCCCGUUACGAGCUUCUCCUAGAUGAUGACGAGGAGCAAGUCGAUCGGAAGGAUGAUAGGAAACAGCGAGAGAAGAGGCGACAGUCAGAUGAUGAAGACGGCAGGAAGUCAAAGAAAUCAAAGGAUGCAGACGAAAGCCGAAGAGACCGAAAAGAGGGCAGGCAACGUUCGCGAUCUCGGUCCAGAGACAAAGACAGAGAGAAGGACAGGCAUAGAGACAGGGACAGAGACAGAGAGAGGGACAGAGAUAGAGAACGAGAGAGAGACAGUCACCACAAACACGGUAAGCACAAGGAGAAGAGCCACAAACGGGAUCGUAGUCGAAGCCCUAAGAAAUCAAAGGACAAAGAGCGCAGCAGACAUCGCUGAGGCUCUGCUGCUGACUUAACACUGACACAGUCUAAAGACGUUUUACACACACACACACACAUACAAAUUACCAUCUCAAUACCACCUUAUGUUUUCUAUGUUGUGUGAACAUUGUGAAGAAGGGACCAACAGAGGUGGUCCAAAAUUACAUGGAAUAAAAUUGUGUUAAAUUAACAUA